AUGCAUCCACGCGAUAGAUAUCGUGGAGGACCACCAGGUGGCGGAGGCAGAGGCGGCGGAGUUGGCCUCAGAGACUCGCGAGACCAACAAUACAUGGAUCGUCGCUAUCCGGAUGAGCCACCAUAUGGCCACCCACCAGCCCACCGUGGUGGGAGGGAUUCUUAUGGAGGCGCUGGUGACGGCGGCGGGUACGGCAGGGACCCUUAUCGUGAGCGCGAGAGAGAGCGUGAGCGUGAGAGGGAGCGAGAGCGUGAGAGAGAUAACUACCGACAGAGGGGCGACUACCGACAUCCGCCGCCGCCACCACUCCGCGAGGACCGUCGCUCACCACCACCCUACAGAGGCGACGACCGUCGCGCGCCUCCCCCUGUCUACCACGAGAGCAAGAGUCCCUAUGGAUACAGAGAUCAGAUGGAGCGCGGAGAACGCCACCAUCAACCCUCCAGCCACCCCAACGAUCGUCACUCAAGCGAGUCAUCAGCGCAUCACAGUCACAGUCAUUCAUACUCUUUGCCAAGCGCGUUGGAGUACACUUCCACCUCUUCAUCAUACACAUCCACUGCCUCUGCAAGUGCCACUGUCGACUCGAUGCUCUCGACACCAACCGUGACAAAGAAGAAAGAGACACUCACAUCGCCCAGCGAGACAAGGGAUGGCCAGCUCGACACUCCGCCACAGAAGAGGGACAGGGCCACUGAGCUCAUGUCCAGUCGACUGGAACAACAGAGACUUUUGAAGAAGCAAAAGACAGAGCACAGCGGCAGCAACAGUAAUAAUACAAGCGGACCACCAACACCAACGACGACAUCAUCAUCAACAUUGACAACCAGCGCAAAGAAGACACCAGCGACAUCAACACCACCAACAACAUCGAGUACACCCAAGCGCACACAACAAUUGAAGAAUGCAUCCGAUUCGAGCGAUAGUAGUGGGCCGGAUAGGUCCAGGGUGGCGCCAAAGAAGCCGGCAAAUGGGAGCGCCAGGAAGCGUCCUGUUCGGACUAUUAGCAGCAGCGAGAGCAGUAGUGGCGAGAGCAGCGAUGGCAGUGGCAGCGACAGUGACAAUGGCAGCUACUCAUCAAGGUCGAGCAGUGGCGGAAGUAGUUACUCGGGCAGCGAUGAUGAAAGUGGCAGCGACUCCUCGAGCUACUCCUCAUCGUCAUCCUCUGAUGGAGAGGACCACAAGAAGCAUGCACAUGGACGCAAGGUCCCCAGGUCAGUCAAACGCGGUGACAACAAGAAGGCGGAUGUGAAGAAGUCCACAUCCAACAAGUCCUCCAAGUCAUCCUCAACUUCUGCGACAUCCAAGUCCACCGCGACCAAGAAGAAGACGACAGAGAGCACCAAGACAAACGCAAAGACAUCACAAUCGACGCCUCAACAGAAGAAGAACUCUAUCAAAACAACAGCUACAACGACAACAACGACAAAGUCCUCAAAGCCAUCGACCACCUCCGGUGGUGAAGGUGGCAAAGCGACCAACAGCAACACCAGCAGCAGCGGCAACAAGAAGGAAUCAAGAGAGGAGGAGAAAGAGAGGAUCAUGCAGCUGUUGCAGUCCAAGAAGCCAGCCAAGAAGCAGAUCUCUCCAACAUCGGCGGCCAAGAGUGGGGGUGGAAACAGUGCGAAAUCAGAGAUGAGCGCCAUCGAUGGACUUUCCGAGCCCCAGGCCAUCAAGAAGAUCGAAGAAAUGAUUACCAAAGGUCUUAGUCAUUCCAAAGCAGCAGUACUGAUACAAAAGGCCAGAGGCAAGGAGUUCAAAUAUACCAAGACAAAUUUCUUUGCAGAGAGAAAGAAUAAGCAGUUGCUGAAGGAUGACAUUGCAGCAUGUGCCUGCUAUCAAUGGGGCGUGUCAAAGUGUGGACCAGAGUGCUUGAACCGCAAGUCAUUCAUUGAGUGCGAUGGCAACACAUGCGAGCUAGGCGACAAGUGCGGUAAUCAACGAUUCAAUCGCAGGGAGUACGCCAAGAUCACACCGUUCAACGCCGAGCGGAAGGGCUGGGGCCUCAAGGCCUUGGAGAAGAUCAAGGCCAAGCAGUUCAUCAUUGAGUACUGUGGCGAGGUGAUCAGCAAGAAGGAGUCGCUGGAGCGCAUGAGCGAGGCCGAUGGCGAGAAGUAUUUCUACUUCCUCACGCUCGACGCCAAGGAGGUGUUGGACGCCUCUCGCAGGGGCAACCUGGCCAGGUUCAUCAACCACUCGUGCGAUCCAAACUGCGAGACCCAGAAGUGGUCGGUCGAUGGCGAGACGCGCAUCGGCAUCUUUGCCAUCAAGGACAUCGAGCCAGGCACCGAGCUGACGUUCGAUUACAACUUUGAGCGAGUGGGCGACUCCAAACAGUCGUGCUACUGCAAAUCUGCCAACUGUCGCGAGUACCUGGGCAACAAGCCACCCUCCACCAAGACCAAGGAGCCCAAGCCGGCGCCUCCACCCGUCAUCACAGUUCCACGCAGCGAUCACAUCGAGCUCGACCACACCGACCUGCUCAAGCACUUCCUCAGCCAACAAGACACACCACCGCCGUACCAAUACGAGACGGAGCUGUCCGAGGAGAACCAGCAACUGUUGGUCAAGUUCAUGAAGGUGUUCCUUCCACGCAAUGUCCGAUCCACCCAACGUCAUCAUUGUUCAAUCAUUGCCAGUGUAUUCAAAGAGCAUGGUUUGGAGCUGCCCGAGCAACUUCAACAACUAUCCACCAACCUCGACAACACCAUCAAGCAGCAACACCCACGACCAAAGACCAUCCAGCAAGUGAUGGAGAGGCUGGCAACAACACAAGCAUCAUCAAACACAACAAAAUCAAAAUAA
Molecule: messenger RNA, 2805 nt
Organism: Acytostelium subglobosum LB1
Lineage: Eukaryota; Evosea; Eumycetozoa; Acytosteliales; Acytosteliaceae
Exons: 2
Coding region: 1-2805 (934 amino acids)
Biological process (GO): regulation of DNA-templated transcription
Cellular component (GO): nucleus; chromatin
Molecular function (GO): protein binding; histone H3K36 methyltransferase activity
Source: RefSeq, a predicted model, not a curated record